ACACGACGAACUUGAAUAUGUCCAGGCGAACAAAACAUGCUUCCCCAAUGUCGGAUCGCAGAUUAAUUGGUUAACAAUCGAUUCACACCAAAGAAAGGCAAUCUUUGCGGACGGCAGUGACAUCUAUUCGAUGACAUUGGACAGCGUUGGUACGAAACAACGAAUCACUUCCGCAACAGAAACGGUCAAUGGUCUGGCUGUAGAUUGGGGAGACCAAAACGUGUACUGGUGUCAAGGGCAAUCAAAUGCGACAGGAAAAAUAAACGUAUUUUCACAUACUACAAGGAGCGUGUUCACGCUUAUUUCUAGAGGAUUAGACACUCCGAAGGCUCUGAACAUUCUUCCAUUAUUAAGCAUCAUGACAUGGAUCAACGGGAGACAAGGUGGCUAUCAGAUUAAGACGGCUCACCUACAGGGAACCGAUGUUAAGACAAUUGUUAGCUGGAUGGCUUUGACCGACCCCAAAGACCUUACUGUAGAUGCAGAUACAUACAGAUUGUAUUUCAUCGAUGGCAGAAGUUUAAAAUCAGUGGAGCUAGAUGGAUCUGGUCUAACAACGGUCGAUAUAUCGUCGGAUACGACUACAUUGCCUUUGAAAAUACAUUCGUACAAGAAUCACCUCAUUGUGGCAGACUCAGGUAUCAAACUAGAUGUCGUGUCAUUGACAGAUUCAGGCAGUGUCACACGCAGUCUUGACACUGUUAAAGCAGUUACUGAUAUAAGUGUUGUUGACAUUACAGACCAGCCAGAACAAAACGGUCCAUGUGAUGUUAACAACGGAGGCUGUGAGCAAAUUUGUAUUCGACUUGGGCGAAACAGAAUAUGUCAAUGUAGCUAUGGAUUCAGACUGGACGACAAUACAGAAACAUGUUCAUCGGAGCCAUUGACUGAUGACUUUAUGUACGUCUCCGAUUGGACGCACGAUAAAAUAUAUCAAGUGUCUCUCAUUGAUGACGACGUGCGAGCCCUAGAUGUUUCAACUGUCACCGACCCUACAGGUGUACUGUACGACCCAGUCUCGCAAAGAGUCAUAUGGGGUGACACCAACAACCAGUUCAUCCAAUCAGCGCAUAUCAACGGAACAGGUUACGCAGUAUUAGUCGACGUCGGAGAGUUCUGCGCCCAACUAGACCGACUGACUAUUGACUACAGCACAGGUAAUAUUUACUACACUGCCGUACGAAGGUGCGAUGGUACUAGAUUAUUCACUGGAAUAGGAGUUGUGUCUUCUGAUGGUUUACAUAGAAAAUUGAUUGCCAGCACACGGCCAAGGGCGAUCGCUAUCGACCCUAUAAAAGGAGUACUGUUUUGGACGGACCUCGGCAACUCUUACCUCGGAAUUCAACCAACAUUGAAACGGGCCAACACAGAUGGUACAAAUAUUGUGACCCUGUAUACGUCGAUGAUUUGGCCUAACGGAGUCGCAAUCGACACAAAUGAAAGUUCAUUGUACGUGACUGAUGGCAAUUCAAAUAUAAUCUAUCGCUGUGGAUAUGAGGCCAACACGUGCGUUCAGUACCACGCGGACCCAGGGGCCCACCUGAUGGACAUUAAAUAUGGCGGCAACUAUCUCUAUUAUACUGCCUGGAAUAAAGUGUACAUAACAAAACUUCACAAAACUAUCAAGAACGACACCGCACGAGUAGCCAAUAAUGCUGAACUUGGAAGACUAGAUUCUAUAUCGCUGUUCAGGUCUGGUCUUCAAACAACUAACGUUCAGACGCUGUGUAGCAGAAACAAUGGACGGGGAGAAUGCAGCACAUUCUGUCACCCGACCCCGAACAGCUUCACAUGCGGUUGUCCUGAUGGCGAGCUGUUGCUUCAGGAUGGCAAAUCAUGCCCUAGCGCUGUAAACACAGAAACAACUAUCGCAUCGUCAACUGCAUUAAGCACAUCAGCGUUGUCAACGUCUGCAACCCCAAAAACUUCUUCAUUUACAACUAUUUUACCGAUAACAUCAGCAACAACAAAGACGACAUUAACAAGCACACCCGCAACAAGCUCUGCGAUUACAACGACCCGCAAUACAGACACAUUAACAGCAGAGCCGACAACUGGCAAACAUUCUUCUAUCCAGAACUCAGAUGCACAAACAACAACGGCAACAAUAAUACAAACAGCAUCGACGACUUCAGCCACAUCAGAUAUGACAACAACGGUGAGUAACCCUAAUUCAGAUGCACACAUAACAUCAGUAACGGCAGGACCAACAACAUUAAAGACGUCCGCAUCAUCAUAUGUGCAAACCUCGACACACAAGGCAGAGGCAUCAACAACAAAUGCUACAGCAUCGAUCACAUCUUCAAUAAUCUCUAUAAUAACCUCGACCUUCAUUACCAUGCGAUCAACAACGUCGGCAACAACAAAGAUAUCAUCGUCAAGCACUUUAGCGCCUGACACAAUAAACCCAUCAACGACAGAAAGUAUAAACUCGCUGAGCACUCCCAUAACAACUUCAUCUACAAUUCUCAUGGCUAAAACAACUCCUGGAAUAGAGGAAAUUAAAGACAACGAUGUCAAAGGGUCUUCUUCUGCUCCAAUUAUGUACAUUGGGGUUGGAGUUGGAGUUACCCUAGCGGUUGUCAUUGUAGUAGUCGCCGCUGUCAUCGUGUACAAAAGAUUUGGAAGACAGCAGACAAGACCUGGUUUUGAAGCGAAUCUCUCGUAUGACUUCUUCAAUGAGAGUUUUGAGUCUGGGGCAACAGAAAACAACAGACCCUACCAAAGGCUGUGUUCGCAUAAUGGUUCCAAUGUAGAAGAGGUUGAAAACCUGAGUAAUGAGCAUACGUACAAUACACUGUUUGCCGUAUCCGAAGAAACCGACUAUGACACGAUUGCAACGAUUGACGAACUCAAAAUCCAUCAAAGCACAGCUCCAACCACGCCUUUCCCUCCUCAUCCUUAGUAGUGCAAUCUCGGAAUAUAUAAGAUACAAUUUUAGUUGAAAAGCGCACUAGCAAUUUCGUUUAAUAUGUGGGUCUCGGGUAACAGGAAAUAUCGCCGUUGAAUGUUGAAGGGUUACCUUUGUUUUCGGACACCAUACCAGUCAGAGGUGUAAUACAAAUUAUAUGUUUGACCCCGUGGAGAGUAAGAUAAGGCUUUAAAAUACAUGAACACGUGAAUAAAACCCUGUCAUAUUCGAAGACCACAGUGUUAUUUAGUACACAUGUAAUCACACUAUUAUUUAUAUAUUUUAGAUAUAUAGUAUUCACUUUUGAUAAGAAAUAUAUUGCGGUAUACCAUAAAGCCAUUCUCGGUUCGAAACCUUAAACACUUCUCAAUUAAUGUAGUUCUCAGCAGUGCAAUCAAUAUUAUACUUACGUUUUAUUCGAUUGAUAUUGACAUUAAUAAUUAACAUGUAAUUGUAUUUGUAUUUUGAAUAUAUAAUGUAUAAUAUCACUGACGUAUUAACCUUGCGAUGCAAAGAAGUAAAACAAAAACAAUAAAUGAUAAAUACAUGA
Messenger RNA from Dreissena polymorpha, 3461 nucleotides. Its product is annotated as low-density lipoprotein receptor-related protein 5-like. The transcript has 16 exons. The record is from RefSeq and is a predicted model, not a curated record. The coding region runs from base 131 to 2905 and encodes 924 amino acids. Lineage: Eukaryota; Metazoa; Mollusca; Bivalvia; Myida; Dreissenidae.